Blepharisma stoltei is the source of this 1515-nucleotide messenger RNA. Lineage: Eukaryota; Ciliophora; Heterotrichea; Heterotrichida; Blepharismidae. The record is from the annotation of a GenBank genome assembly.
AUGGAGGCUGGUCUUGCUAUCUGCUGUCUCUGUGGCUCCAAUAUGCCCCACAACCCUUCAGGAAUGUGCUUAAACUGUUUGAAAUCUAGAGUCGAUAUCACUCAAGAAAUCCAAAAAGAAUGCACGGUCCAUUUCUGCCGAAAUUGUGGUCGCUAUCUCAGACCACCAUGGAUGCAUAUUGAGCUGGAAAGCCAAGAUAUGUUGCAGCUUUGCCUUAAAAAAAUCAAAGGCCUCAACAAAGUCAAAUUAAUUGAUGCAAAUUUCCUUUACACAGAACCACACUCCAGGAGAUUAAGGCUAAAAUUAGCAGUUCAAAAAGAAGUCCAUAGAGACACAACCUUAGAGCAGACCUUCCUAGUGGAAUUUAUCGUCCAAAAUUUGCAAUGUGACGACUGCCAAAGAAGCUUUACUCCUCACACUUGGAUUGCCAAAGUUCAGGCCAGACAAAGAGUUACCCAUCAGAGGACUUUUUAUUAUUUAGAACAAUUACUAUUAAAGCAUGGGCUAAAUAAUAAAGUCACAGCUGUGAAGCAGAUUGAUAAAGGCUUGGAUUUUGAGUUUUUCAAUAAAAGCCAUGCAGGAAGGUUUAUUGAUUUUUUGCAUAGCUAUAUCCCUAUACAAGUAAAACAAAGCAAGUUUUUGGUGUCACAUGAUGCCAGCAAUAACACAUAUAAAUAUAAAUAUACAUAUUUGGCUGAAAUUGCCCAAAUUUGUAAGGAUGAUUUACUAGUGCUGCCGAAGGAGCACAACGCAGGAGGGGUUGGGCCGCUGGUGCUUUGUUAUAAAGUGACGAAUAUCAUUCAUGUGAUUAAUCCUUAUACAAUGAGAAGGAUGGAUAUUCCUAAUGAAAAGUUUUGGAAGCAUCCGUUCACAGCUUUUGCGUCAAGCAGCCAGUUGUCAGAGUUUAUAGUUCUUGAUAUAGAAGAAGAAAGAAAUUAUGGUAAAAAUACAGAAUCAAUGGAAGUUGAGACGACUUCAAACAGCAAUAUUUCUUUCAAUAAAUAUAUAAAUAGAAAAUUCAAACAAAUUGAAGUCGAAGUUGCAAGAGCUGACCGUGUAGGUGUUCCAGGGAACUCUUUUCAUGUUAAAACACAUUUAGGACACAUUUUAAGGGUCGGAGAUAGCGUACUAGGAUAUGAUUUGCAAGCAAUGGUCUCUAAUUCUGCAGAACAAGACUCGCUACCUAGAGAUUUCCCUGAUGUGCUUCUAGUAAAGAAAAUUUAUCCAGACUUGAACAAGCCAAACAGAAAAAGACUUUUCAAGCUGAAUAGAAUGAAUAUAGAAGCAGAAAAAGAGCCAAACCACGAGGAAUAUGAAGAAUUCCUUAAUGAAGUUGAAGCUGAUCCUGAAAUAAGAGCAAAUAUCGUUUUAUACAAAAAUGAAGCUGCUAAUCCAGAAGAAGCUAAAAUUGAUGAUGAUACCUUCCCAACUGUGCAGCUUGAAGAACUGAUCAGCCAUUUGACAAUUCAUGAUAAAGCAGAAGAAAAUGAAGAGGAAGAUGAAGAUGAAGACUAA